Rhipicephalus sanguineus (brown dog tick) is the source of this 2190-nucleotide messenger RNA. RefSeq lists its product as uncharacterized. Lineage: Eukaryota; Metazoa; Arthropoda; Arachnida; Ixodida; Ixodidae. The transcript has 2 exons. The record is from RefSeq and is a predicted model, not a curated record. Bases 1 to 2148 code for a protein of 715 amino acids.
AUGACUACCCCGACGAGGAACGAAGCGCUUGGUCGGUAUGACGACGUGGUCCACAGUGGCCGGUGGGACGAUCAACUGGACCUCAAAAGGAAGUGUGAGGCUGUAAACUCUCAGCAAAAGUGCUGGCUCAGCGCCGACUUGACAGCCUGGAACCAAGUGCUGCACAGGCUCGCUUUCGAACUCGUUGAGACUAGGCCGGGAAGACUGCGCCUGCAUUCGAUACAGCGUGGCAAAGCCGGAGGCGACAAUACGACUGCCGCCCGACGAGCGUCCUUUCUUGUUUCUUGGCUUCUCGCGCAACACCGUUGCAUCGAAGAGUUCGGUGCUACCUGCGCCGUGCCUUGUGGCCGCUCGCUGGAGGAGACGCCCUUCCCGAUUCGCCUGCGUCCCUCGUCCGGCGAUAGGAGAAGCCUACGUUGUCUGGAAAUCGAGGAGCGACCCACGGCCGCCCUGGCCGUUCGAGACAUCGACGCCGUCACAGACCUCGAGACGGUGUGUAUCAGUGUGCGCUCGGUCAGAAGCGAGUUCGCCAGCGAAGUCGAGGAACUUUUACGACGCAACGCGAGCUCCAUCAAGACGCUCGAUAUCUCGAACAUGAACCAUCUGCCGCGCAACAUCAUCAGGGCGCUCGAGUGCCUCGCCAAGUGCGAGACGUUGAGGGUCUGUUCGCUCAUGGAUUUCAUCAAAGGCUUGCCGGACGCGCAGGCAGUGGCGGAGCUUCUGCGCACCUCCGCGGCCCUGAAGGAGCUCACCGUCGACCCUGUUCUUGAGCCGCAGAUUUCUCUGGUGGCCAAGGCUCUUAAGUGCAAUGACACGCUGACGAAACUUGUCCUGUUUAUACCGGAUUCAGCCACACUGCCCAAAGCACUGUUCUCCGCGCUGGAAGUGAACGCUGUUCUGCAGGAACUAUGGCUUAGGGGGUGCUGUUAUAUCGACGCCGAAUGUGGCCAGGCUGUCGCGUCGGCACUGAGAAAGAACUCUCAUCUUCGCGGCAUUUACAUCGAGGACGUUCAGAUCGACUACACUAGCAUGGAGGAGUGGCCAGAUGCUCUAGAGAACAACAGCGCAUUGGAAUGGCUUCUGCUGUCGGGUCGGGAGCUGCCCCUGAACGGGAUUUCCACCCUGUGUAGGAUUCUGCCGGCGAACAAGACCUUAAAGAAGCUUACAUUUGAUAAAUUUCAAGCUUCACAGCAAGAAAGGGAAAUCUUAGCAGAGCAGUUGGCCGAAUACAAGUGCUACGGCCGGGUGCAGCUGCCCUGGGUUGACCCCGACUUGGUGGGCCUAGCCGCUGCCAUCGCCGCACCAUCCGAAUGUCCCGGGGAACUGUCCCUGCAAGACGUCUGCCAACUAACGGAAGCUUGUCUCUGGCCUCUGUGCGAAGCCCUGGCAUCGAGCAAGGGCGUUCGUUUCCUCAGCUUCACAGUAGGCGGUGACACCGAGGGCCGAGGGGUCGCACUCUGCCAAAUGCUGAAGGUCAACCGGUCCAUCAAACGGCUGUUCCUCAGAAUGACGGACGACAGGGACGCGGACUUCUCCCGAGACGUCUUCCACGCUUUGGCCGCCAACAAGACCAUCACGGACCUGGUCGCCCACCUCGACAAAGUCGAGAGGCCAGAGACGGCGACCGCGCUGUCGUACAUGUUGGAGCACAACAGAACGGUUACCAGCGCCACGUUCUGGUUCGCGACCGACCGUCAGGUUCAGUUUGUCGAAGAGGUGUCCCUCGGGAUGUCACUCAACAGGUUCAUCGUGGACCUCAAACUCCUGAGCGAAACGGUGACGUGCGACGCCGCGAUCUUUCCGGCUUUGGAAGCCCGGCGAAGGAACAGAAGUGCUUUGAACCGAGCCACGGAUUUCGUGCUGACUCGCCGAGCCGAUAGGCAGCUGGCGGCAGACUUCGAGCACUUCUCGGGGCACUCGUGUCUACUAGCUCACCUCAUGGCGGUCACGGGCAAGACGGAAUCGGAAGCGCUGGCAGAGCUCACUGCGGCCGAGCACUAUCUCGAAGACAACUAUCUGGUUCUCACGGGAAUCGUCAAGCACUCUCUGGUUUGCCAGCCGACCGAAGCCACGCAGCUGGACGCGCUCAACUCGCACUGUUGGCGCGCACUGGUGCGCCAUCUGAAGAUUACGGACGUUCUCAAUUAAGCAAGCUUCCCGUGCCAUUCGGACAAACCUUUUCUUAAUGCU